Messenger RNA from Hydatigera taeniaeformis, 426 nucleotides. Lineage: Eukaryota; Metazoa; Platyhelminthes; Cestoda; Cyclophyllidea; Taeniidae. The record is from the annotation of a GenBank genome assembly.
AUGAGCAGAGGUGUCAACGACAGCGAGUUUUGGCGAAGUGGGCAAACUACCUCCUUGAAGCCCGAUCCCUCUUCAACAUCCACAACAACUACAACACCAUCUUCGUCGUCGUCGUCUUCGCUCUACGCCGCGGUGAUGGCAGCUGCAGUGGCCUCCUGGAGUGGUCAGUCGGCGUCCACCGCGACUCCCGCCAGCAGCACUCUUGCCACCGGUGUUCCAACCUCUCGCAACGAUCCCUACAGCAAGAUUAAUGCCAGUUCCUGCUGUGGAGACGUCGGGACCAAGAGAGCGAAGCCUCUUGAUACUGCCAAAACUCCCUACUCGCCCAGGAAAGUUUUUAAACAGUCUCGUUUUUCCCUCCUCCUCCUCCCCCUCCUCCUUCUCCUCCUCCUCGUCCUCCUCCUUCUCCCCUUAGCUCGGUGGUAG